GACGCGACUAUAUAUAACGUUGCCAGUGUCGUCUCAAACCUUCUUCUAUUCCUCCACUGAGCUUCGCAAACCUCCACCAUUAGUUUUCUCAUAGGACAGAUCUCUUACAUCUCUCUCUCUCUCUCUCUCUCUCUCUCACACACACACACACACAUUCUCAGCCUUGAGGGAGAAAGAUGGCUGAGCAGAAGAUGGUGGUUGAGGAUAACUGGACUAAUACAGCAGCCGGAGAUGUCGAUGGCACUCCGAAGAAACCGCCUCGGAAGAACAAGUUCGCCUUCGCUUGUGGCAUCCUUGCUUCCAUGAAUUCAAUUUUACUUGGUUAUGAUGUCGGGGUGAUGAGUGGAGCAAAUGAGUACAUCAAGAAAGAUUUGGGAUUCAGCGACGUGCAGAUUGAGAUCCUCGCGGGCAUCAUCAACUUCUACGCCCUCAUUGGAUCUGCCUUGGCUGGUCGGACUUCCGACUUGGUCGGUCGCCGCUACACAAUAGUCAUAGCUGGGGCAGUCUUCUUUGCCGGGGCCCUAUUCAUGGGCUUCGCCAUGAACUUUUGGUUCCUCAUGUUUGGACGCUUUGUGGCGGGGAUUGGUAUGGGGUACGCCCUCAUGAUCGCGCCUGUCUACACAGCCGAGGUUGCUCCCGCUUCGGCACGCGGCUUCCUGACCUCCUUCCCUGAGGUAUUCAUCAACAGUGGCGUGUUGCUUGGGUACGUGUCGAACUACGCCUUUUCGAAGCUCCCAUUGAACCUGGGAUGGCGAUUCAUGCUUGGGCUCGGAGCCAUCCCGUCCAUUGUGCUAGCUCUUGGGGUCCUUGCCAUGCCUGAGUCUCCUCGCUGGCUCGUCCUGCAGGGCCGCUUAGGUGAGGCCAAGCAGGUCCUCUACAAGACUUCCGACACCAAGGAGGAGGCCGAGCUGAGGCUUGCCGACAUCAAAGAAGCAGCCGGCAUACCCCUGGAUUGCAAUGAGGACAGAGUGCAGAUCUCCAAGAAGAAGAGCAGCGGAUCCGGCGUGUGGAGGGAGCUGUUCCUCCACCCGACACCGGCGGUCCGCCACGUGCUGAUUGCCGCUGUAGGCAUCCACUUCUUCCAGCAGGCAACUGGGAUCGACACGGUUGUUCUGUACAGCCCACGGAUCUUCGAGAAGGCCGGGAUCACAUCAUCCGACAAGAAGCUGCUGGCCACCGUGGCGGUCGGGUUCUCCAAGACUAUCUGUAUCCUGGUGUCGACCUUCUAUCUCGACCGGCUCGGGAGGCGGCCGAUUCUCCUUGCAAGCGUGGCGGGCAUGAUUGUAUCAUUGGUGACACUCGCGUCAGUGCUGGCAGUGGUCAACAGCCACCCGAACGAGAAGCUGAUGUGGGCAAUCAUACUGUGCUUCAUCAUGGUUCUGACCUUCGUGGGUUCAUUCUCAAUGGGGCAAGGCCCGAUCGCCUGGGUCUACAGCUCGGAGAUCUUCCCGCUAAGGCUGCGGGCCCAGGGAUCGGGCAUUUGUGUGGCUGUCAACAGGGCCACAAGCGGCCUCUGCUCCAUGACCUUCCUCUCCCUCUAUAAGGCCAUAACCAUUAGCGGGUCCUUCUUCCUCUUCGCGUCGUUCGCAGCCAUCUCCUGGGUCUUCUUCUACACUAUGCUGCCCGAGACGCGGGGCCGGACCCUUGAGGAGAUGGAGGUCCUCUUUGGAAGCUAUCACCGGUGGAGAUCCGUGGCGAAGAAACUCGAGAAAAACGAGAUUAGAGUUGUCACUGACAGGGACAAAAUCUGUAACAAUGAGAUCCAGUUACCGGUUACCGGGCAAGCUGAGAAGGCAGGGACCUAACUAGUAGCAGCUACUGUGCCAUUGGGGCGGGCAGGAAAAAUAAUAGUUCUUCUGUUCAUUACUUAAUCCACACCGUGAUGCAUAAUUAGAGGUCAACAUUAUAUUGCUGCUUGAUCUCUUCCCUAAAAUGGAGUGUUUCGGAUUUUACGGAGCUGUUGCUAAUACUUCGUCCCGACCAUUCUUGUGCCGGUUCUAAUUACUUCAAAGCAUUGUACCGGGGUCUACCCUGAUUACUGUUUUCGUUUUCUACAUGUUAAUAAACUCGAGCACCACCUGGUUAUGUGUGGUCAAUGCGAGGGAAGUUGAGACCA
Molecule: messenger RNA, 2116 nt
Organism: Punica granatum (pomegranate)
Lineage: Eukaryota; Viridiplantae; Streptophyta; Magnoliopsida; Myrtales; Lythraceae
Source: RefSeq, a predicted model, not a curated record